Molecule: messenger RNA, 8571 nt
Organism: Zerene cesonia (dogface butterfly)
Lineage: Eukaryota; Metazoa; Arthropoda; Insecta; Lepidoptera; Pieridae
Exons: 20
Coding region: 280-8571 (2763 amino acids)
Biological process (GO): protein phosphorylation
Molecular function (GO): protein kinase activity; ATP binding
Source: RefSeq, a predicted model, not a curated record
GAAAUCGAAAAAUGGCGUUCUGUACAGCUGUGGGUUGCGCAAUUUAUAUGUAAAUGUUUGUGAAAAGCUUAUUCAAUAAAAAUAAUAAACGUAUAAUUAAUAAUCUGAAAUCUGAAAAUGUUCUUUUCACAUGAGUUAAACCGUCAGUAUUGUGUAGUGUUCUAGUAUUUUUCGUAAGUGCAUAUCUGUCAUGGACCGUCUAUUUUUUGUGUUGUGGUGAUGUAUUGGAAUAAUAAAUAAUGAAACGAAAAAUAAUACGGCUGUGCAAAUAAUGAUAAAAUGAUGGCUAUGUUAUGGGUGGUUUUAUUUUUGGCCUCUUCAGGCUUAUACACGGUUAAUGGUUUGCCAAUUGGACCAACGCCGCAAGCCUACCCUCAUGAAUCAAACGGAAUAACCUUGGGAUGGGGUACAGGGGGUGGGCUGUACGCGUUACCAGCGCUGGCGUUGGUGAUCACAGCGGUGGGACUGCUAUUUGGGUGCACAUGGUGCUACCGACACAAGGAUUGUAAACCGAACGAAGGGACCGACAAUCAGUUAUUCACAGCGAGUGCGACGCACCUGCACGAUGCGCGCCGAUCGCAACCUCCCGACUCCGGCUUCUCGGAGCCGGUCAACAACAACAUCAGCGAGGACAACAACAACGGGCCGAUCUCGCUGCGAGAGAUGCAGAACAUCGCGAACAACAACGCGGCGGCGUACAUAAUAAGUGAGAACGAGGAGAGGAAUCGAGUGAGGGACUCGGUGGUGGAGUUCGAGCCGCUCCCGUCCGGGAUACGCGUGCUCGAUCCGCUGGAAAGAUGCGCUGAUUGGUUCGGUGGGGAGGACUUCCCGAGGAGUCAACUACAGUACCUUCGGGAAAUAGGAAGAGGAUGGUUUGGCAGGGUGGUGGAAGGUGAAAUAGAAGAUGGGCCCUCAUCAACAACAGUAGCAGUGAAGAUAUUAAAUCAAAACGCAAGUUUAGAAGACAAGGCGCGGUUUCUGGACGAAGCUAGGAUGUACCGCGACAUUAGCCACGAGAAUAUUCUGCCGUUCGUGGCCAAGUGCCUCACUGAGGACCCUUGGCUGCUGAUGUUCGAGCUGUGCUCUAUGGAUCUUCAACAGUACCUAGAGACGAACCGUCCCAAAAUGGCCAUAUUGAAUGAGAGUGGUGUGCCUCUGCAAUUAAUGUGUGACGUCAGCUCGGGCCUGGCGCAUUUGCACUCAAGAGGAUUUCUUUAUGGCACGCUGUGGAGCGGUACGGUGCUAGUGCGCGGUACGGAGUCGGUGCGCGCGGUACUGGGCCAGUAUAGCGAGCGCGAGCCCGCGCACGAGUGUACCGCGCCCGAAGCGAACAGACACCCGCCGGUGCAUACUGCGCGGAGCGAGGUGUGGGCGCUGGGGGGCGUGGUGUGGGAGGUGUGCGCGUGGGGCGCGCCGCCGCCGCGCCGCCCGCCGCCGCCGCACCUGCCCUGCCCCUACCGCGCGCACCUAUACCAAGUGAUGCAGCUUUGCUGGAAUCCAGUGCCAGAAAACCGGCCUACAGCAACUCAAGUUCACGCGUUGUUAAACCACCUUCAUACGACACACUCGCGAUCAGACAGAGAUGAUUCGCACUUCGAGGAACGCUGGCAGAGACUCAAACCUAAUACCAUUCCCAAAGUAGAUGAACACGUCGCCAUAGUACACGCUCCAUCCACUUCUACAGACUCACAAUUCGGGUCCGACCCAGAAUUCGAAAGCGCACAUACUUUACCAGACUCCCUCAGUGUUGGUGAUACAGCAGUUUCACGAUCCAGCAGCAUCAUGUCCGAUAGAGAUCCUCUUUCGGUACAAAUUAAGUCAGAUAGCCUAACAAACCUCCACGGCUCCUUUGAAGACGUUGGAAAUAUCUACCUGACUCACAACGAAGCGGCCGCCAUGGAUUGCCAUCAAGGUAAUAUCGGCCUAGAAGAAAAAGAGCAAGAUCGCUCUGAUAGCUCAGUCGAUCCGUGGCUGAAAGAUAUAAUCACAGGUAGUCAAGAUGACGUCAGCUAUUUUAAAGACGUAAGCGAUGUAAUAAAGAACCUGGAUAAUAUAUUGAAUUCAGAAAAAACAUCAAGUUCAGAGUCGAGCCAUCAAGCCAGCCCAUCGAGGGAUAAUUUGAGCUUGGAGUGCAAGAAGGAUUACCCGAUGCAAACGAGUCUCGUCAAAUCACCGGGUAUUAGAAAUUUCCAGAAUAUUCUUGAAAUGGGAUUUGAUUCUAAAUCAGAAGAAAACCAAACAUGCGAAGAUGACGUCGAUCGUGAUACGAUAGGCACUUUGAGUCAUUCCUUCGAACGACACAGCGACAGCACCAGCCAGUACACACUAGAAAAUAUAACACCCGAAACGCCAAUUAAAGAUUUCACCACCAACUUUAAUGAAUCUCCUACAAACGAUCAAAAUAUUAGCUUAGUUAAUGAGAAUAAACAAUCUUUGCCUCACGAUAAUGAAUUGCCAAACGAUAGUAAGUUAGAAGAUAGUGAUAUAAAUGUACCUAAGCUGAAGGAAUUAUGUGAAGCCACAAUACCUAGUUUAAGUAAUGGAAUGGGAAAUAAAAAAGACUGUACAUCGCACGAUAGUAAUAUUAACUUAAGGACUGAUACUUCGGAACAAACUAAGUCAGUAGAUAUAAUGCCAAGCGAAGGAAUUGAUAAGUUAGAACAAGUAAUUUCGAUAAGUGAUUCAAAUGUGGAACAAGGUAUAUUACAAAAUGUGGGAAAUGAGGAAAUACCGAUGCUGGAUAAUAAUUCUGAUAAAAACAUUGAUAACGUUUUAGUUACUCCUCUAGUCAGUAAGAAUCUUAGCUAUGUAAGUGAUAGUGAAAUAGAAAAAUCAGAAACGUCAGCACUAAGUGAAGGUUAUAAUAAUUUAGAGUAUAAUGUUUUACAGACACAUGAAGUUGAAAAUAAUGCAAAUAAAUUGCAUCAAAAAGAUAUAGACAUUAAUGGAGGAAAUGUCUCAAUUAAUAAAAUAGAGCCAGAACAUUUACCAUUGAAAUCCGAUGUGAGCAUACAUAUCAAAACAUUUGAUAAAAUUGUUCCUGUGUGUGAUAAAACAGAUACUGCUGAAAAUAAGCAUAUUGUGAUGCCUGAUCAAGUUGAAUCUCUUGAAGCCAAAGCAGAUGAUAUUAGACAUCCAACUUUGACGGACGAAUCAGCUGUCGAAAAAUUUCACUAUAGUCCAUCGAAAAGUGAUCUUUCUAUAGAUAAAAAAGUACUUCCUGAUUAUGGAAACAUUGAAACAUUUUUAAUAACCGAAAGAGAGGCACAAGAAAAGCAAUUUAGUGAAAUAAAUAUCAAAAAACAAUUACUAAAUAUACCAAUAACUGAUAAUGAAAGUGAUGCUUUGAAUUUUGAAGAAUCAUUUCAUAGCAAUAAAGAAAUGGAAUUGAAUGCAGAAAUGCCUGUUCCUGCUAAUAGAAAUAUAAACUUAGUUGAAUGUAAUAACCUUAGUUUAAGUGAAAGCGCUAAUAUACAAAUUGAAAACGACGUCAUACCUAGUGACACCAACAAAGCCAUUGGUCAUGAAAUUAAUCCGCUAACAACUUUGCCAUUAGAUAGUACUUUUCACAGUUCCAUCUCGAAUGAAGAGUUGAUUGAAAAACCACUUGAUAUAGAAAGUGCGCCAUUAUUAGAAGUGAAACAAAUAAACUUAGAAAAUGUAACGAAUAUUUCAGAGCUUCCUGAUUCAGUACAAAUAACUCAUAGUGCAUCCAUUGAUACAAAAAAUGCUAUAGAAUUUCAUGAAAAUAUCAUUAAAUCACAACAUUAUACACCUGAAACAGUACAAAACACUAGUAGCGAAUUAGUUUUAUCAGAUUCCCAAUUUGAUGAAAGUGUAGAGGAUCAAGCAACAGUCCAGUAUAAAUCAUUGCAAUUGGUAAAUGAAAUGGGGCUAAAUGAACAUUCUACAGAGAGUACGGUAUAUAUGGAUUUUUCAAGUAACACAAACAAUGAAAUAUUUCAAAACACAGAAAAUAUUCAUGACACACCGUCGACUUAUAUGGAAAUUUCCAAUGCGGAAUCGAUUGCUUGUGGUAGUGGAAAAAACGAAUCAACGGUUUAUUUAGAUCUCCCAAAUGUGAUCAGAGAAAUGGAUGUCUUUUUGCAUUCAGAAAAGAUUCUGAGUAGUCGAGAUGUCGAAUUUCAAGAUGUGAAUGAAUUAAAAGAUGAGUGUGUAUGUUCGAGUACGCCUCUAGGUAGUAAUAGUUCCGUAGAAAAUGUCAUCGAUGAUACAGCAGAUAAUGAAACACUUGUGGAUGCUGCUAUCUUACCUGAUUACGGUCCAGGGUUAACAUUAACGAAACUGGAACAGAAAAGUGUGCCGGAAAGCUUAAGCCCAUUUGAAUCUCCAACUAAAAGUCACCACACAGACACGUACGACGAAAACAGUUCCGUAGUUUUGGGUCCGUUUGAAAAUUGCACACUGGAGCUAUACAAAGGUUUAAAGUCGGGCAUCGACCUUGUAGAUUUGCCGAAAGAGGAACUGUUAGCAUUCUCAUCGAACUUUAGCGAAAUAAACCUCGAAACGCCAUCUCCACUACGCGAUGGUAACUUUCUGAACGAAGUGCCUGAUUUAUUGCAUGACGAUUUGCAAUACAACGAUCCGUCAACGAGUGAUGCGAAACCGGUUGCCUACGAAUCGCCUGAUAAUAAUACAGAUGAGACGUCGACUACUGAAAAGCGCGUUUCGCCAUCGACUCCACCUAAUUCUCCAGGCAACUUUCUAGCCUCGACGUCUCAGCCAACAUAUUUAGUCGAUACAGAACUCGAUGCGAACGAACCGAUACAGAAUAUUGAUAUAAACGAAAUAGAAAUGGAAAUGACAACUAAGUUGGCCAUGGCUGAAAAUGAAAAUAAUAUGAAUAUUGAAUAUUCCGGACCGUUAGAAGAAGUAGCAUUAGAUGAAACUAUGUCUCGAUCGAACGACGCAUUGCCGGAGUCAUAUUUGGCGGGAAACGGUGGCUCUGUUGAGGACGCGCCGGAGAAUAGCGUCAUUGAUGAGGAGAGAAUGAAGGAAUUACGAAAUGAAUUGGAAUUGAAACUGCCAUUAGCUCAGGUUGCAGGAAUCGAACCGGCCGCGUCAUGGACAGAGUUACCGCCACCGCCAGAGCUGUUGGUGACGUACGGCGCUCUCAGCCCCAUCGCUGAGGAAACUAAGUACCAGCUGUCCGCCUAUGAGAAUGAUGAUAAUUGGAACACGUCAGCACUAACGGAGUCCUCGUCGUCUUGCGGCGAGGCGGCGCGCUCGCCGGGCUCGGGCCCGUCCGCGCCGCACCACUCCACCUACACCGUGUGCUCCGAGCGCUCGCGCACCUACACCCUGCCGCCGGUCACAAUGAGUGCUGACAGUCUUAACGCUAGUCCUUUGAAGAAAGCUCCCGAAAACGUUACGUCAGCGAUAGACGAUCGAACUUACAAUAAAAACGAUGAAGAGAAAGAAUCGAAUUGUGAAAGAAUAUCUCAAGUGUCACCAUUUCUUCUAAGUCCGACAACAGAUACAUCUGCACCUGAUAACUCCGACUUGAAUGCUGCUCUGUCAACGCUCUCUAAAACAACCGUUCCGACGGAUGCCAAGUCUUCGAAGCCUUCUGAAACACAAUGCUUGUCAAAAGCAACAAGCAUCGAUUCGUGGUGUUCCAACGAUACACUUUACAACGUGGAAGAGAACUUCGAUGAUUUAGCCAUGGAUCCAGAUAUUCCAUUAGAUUACGAACCCGAACAAGAUGCUGAGAAGAGUGAAAGCGAGGACACUCUUACUCACAAUGGAGACGAUAAGGAAUUGAGCCAUUGCUCCACGUACAUUGUUCAUGAUAGCAAAUCAGAGGCUUGCGAGACUUUCUCUCCUGAUUCGAUCACAGCUAACGAUAACUAUACUUACACGAAAAUUAAAACAGGCACUACACCUUCAGUCAAUACAGAUCUCAAUGAUUCGACAAAAAACACUCAAACUAAAGAUCUAGCGUAUGGCACGCUCGCUUCCGGGAUGCCGUCAUAUUCUAAUUGCACGACGGAACUCGCGUCUGGUUUUGACGAUACAUGGAAAUUGCCGCAACCAGAAUUAGUGAGAAGAUCACCUAUCCCUGAUGAUGUUAAUUUUACACCACCAAAGCAAAUUGAUGAUAAAAGUAUUGAAUUUGAAAGUCCACAGGUAAUUUUGAAGCCCAGCCUCAAGCAAAUGGAUAGUGUAGAGAUCACCUGUUUGAAUGAGCAAUCUGGAGACAUGGAACAUUCAUUAGUUAUUGACCAUCCUCUUGUGUCGGUCGAAGUGAAUGAUAGUCCAAAUAUUAAUUUCAAAGAUAUGGCGCAUACCGUCACAAGUACACCUGUAACAGAAACAGAAAACGACAAAGAUAAUGUAGAAGCGAUUCCCUGCGACCUCCCAAACUUAAAAGUAGAUCAAAUUGACUCUGAAAUUAGUGUCAAUAGUUUAACAAAUUUCCAAUCUUUUUUGCAUUCUGUUGAAAUCCGACCGCAAGACAUAUCAUCCAAUAACAGCAAGGAAGGCGCAACGAACUCUGAUACGGACAUUUUUGAAAGUGAUAGCAAAAUAUUUAGCAAAAAUAGCAACGCUGACAGCCUUGUUGUAUCGAAAAAGACUAUGUCGUAUUCAGAUUUUGAAAAUUCAGCCGUUACGAAACCUCAGGACAUCCAUUCGAGGCAAAAGUCAAGUCAAAGUAUGGAGAGUGGAGUAGGUUCUGAGGAUUUUCGGAAUUUUGAGACCUCAGUGAGAGAUCGACCGCAGGAUUUAUCAUCUUUGAUCGAUGCUAGUUCCCUCCUACUGAAAAGUGAAAGACGAUCUAGUGAAAUCGCAAUUAACAGCUUUGUUAAUAAAUCAUCUGAGAUACCAGAGGAAUCAACUAGCAAAAUUCCAGUUGAACAAUCGGUGAUAAUCAAUCCAACAUUCACAAGUUUUAGGGAAUCACCAGAUAUGGAUGUUUAUCAAUCAAACAUAUAUAUUACGGACUUAGAUGUUGAGGAUGAAAAUGAACAACCUCACUCCAUUAUCAUAACUGAAAGUCCGUUAUUAGCAAAAUUGAAUGCGAGCAAUAGUUUUGACUCUCACAAAGAAGAAAAUCGAAAAAUGCAUUAUGACUCCCAUUUAAACGAAAGAGAAACAAAACUAUUCGAUAAAAGUUCAAAACUCGAAUCGAAGGUAAAUGGAAUGAACGCCGAAACUAUCCAAAAUAUAGAUGAUAGUGCAAAAUGCAAUGUUUUAACAUCUCCAAGUGGUAACGAAGAAAAAAACAAUCAGGUUGAAACCGAGUCCAACGAAACAAAACAGAUAGAUGCGGUUGAACAUGAAGACCGUAUUAAAUGCAAUGGCGGCAACGAAGUUUUCGCAACUGUAAAUUUUUUAAACGAACCCUUUGAAGAGCUCUUAGAAAGCAAUGUCGAUGAUAAUGAAAGUAACAACGAUUUGAACAAAGAAAUCGGUAGCGAAGUAUCGACUUUGAAUUUGUCAACCAACGAAGCUAAGAGCCCCGAAGAGAAUGAUUCCGAAUUAUAUGUGAAUGUGCAGGGUGUGAAUGGUGAUGCCGAGAGCCAGACUACUACGGUGACGGAGGAUUUUUUACAAAAUGAGAAGAAAUUUUGUCAACUAGACUCGUAUCUGCCUCUCCUGAGUGACAUAAGAUUCACUGGUCCCGGAUCAGAGAUAAUGAGCACAUCGUUCAGCCAAGACUCACCAACGGAGCCUACAUCACCGGAGUGCGACAGAGAGAGCGGGACGGAGAAACUCGACAAACCCACUGACCUGUUGAAAGAGUGGGACAGCGAUACGGACUCGCAUUCCACUAAUUCCUCCAGCGGCGAGUUUAUUUGGAAGGACGGCGACGGUCGCGAGACUGCGCUCGUGCCGACCACGCGCUUCGACCACCAGCGGGACAGUGGGCAGCCAAGCCGCGUGGAGGAUGGGUCGAGGGGCGGAGGCUCCGCGUCGAACGACUCCUGCUCGGGCUCCGGCUCCGGCUCGGGCUCUGAGGGUGACGAGGUGGAGUUUGUGCCCUCCUCAUGGGACUGCCGAGCGGCGCCUUCUAAGUCCUCGCUGAGGAGCUUGGAACAGCCAGCGGACGGCAAGAAGCGCGUGGUGUUCAAGCGGCAGAAGUACCACUGCGUGUACGAGUACCCGCGCGAGGCGAGCGACGAGCUGCAGUCGCCGGCGCACUACCUGCCCGACCUCUCCACUUACUGCGAGUGGGAGCCGUCGAGCGUGGAGGAGGCGGAGGCGGGGUACGGGCGGCUGUUCGGCUCGCCCGCGCCGCUCGCGCCGCUCGACGCGCUGCCGCUGCGCGCCGGCGUCGCCUUCGGGGCCGACUACGACGACGACUUCUUCAUAUCGUCGUCGGCGCGGCCGUUCGAGCUGGGCGUGAUGUCGACCACCAGCCAGUUCUUCCCCGGCAUGCACCUCAAGCAGCAGCUCCUCCCCAAUAUCGUGCUCGAUGAAGAGAAAGAUGAUAAAGUGGAGCCGGUGAAGGGGGAAGGCACCGUGCUCGACAGUGGCGAUGAAGAUUCCGGUAUCGAAAGCAGUUCCAAAGCCACGCUGGAGAGGAAACCGGCCGACGUGUCCUAG